Molecule: messenger RNA, 255 nt
Organism: Cordyceps fumosorosea ARSEF 2679
Lineage: Eukaryota; Fungi; Ascomycota; Sordariomycetes; Hypocreales; Cordycipitaceae
Product: Cytochrome b5
Exons: 2
Coding region: 1-255 (84 amino acids)
Cellular component (GO): intracellular membrane-bounded organelle; membrane
Molecular function (GO): heme binding
Source: RefSeq, a predicted model, not a curated record
AUGUCCAAGACAUUCGCCGCCGCUGAGGUCAGCAAGCACAAGGACAAGGACAACGGCCUGUGGCUCAUCAUUGAGGGCAGCGUCUACGAUGUGACGAACUUUGUCGAUGAACAUCCCGGCGGCGCCCGCGUCAUCCAGCGCAUGGGCGGCAAGGACGCCACCAAGGCUUUCUGGAAGUACCACGGCGAGAGCGUCCUGGCCAAGUACGGCGAUCGGUUCAAGAUUGGCACCGUUACCGAGUCCGCCAAGCUAUAA